AUGCCAUCUUAUUUUUUCCACCUCUUCUUUGAUCUUCACAGCCCUACUUCACACAUAGCUCGUUCCUUGCCGGAACUCUCAGAGCUCUCAGUAACCCAGUUGUCUUCUCUACUGGCCUGGAUUCCGCCCCCAGGAACGAACAUCUUUGCUACCACGCUCCCCCCUCACCCCCCACCCAUCGCUUCCGACAAAAAGGAAGUGUCUAAACUGAUUGCACCACAGGCGGAAACCAGUCGUAAUAAGGCGAAGGAAACACAAUCAACCGAGAUCCCACCACCUAGUACACACGAGCAGUUGGAUUGGCGCUUUGGGAAGAUCGCGGUGGAGUCUAUAGAUAUGGGUUCUGAAGAGGCCCCGGUUUCAGGGGUCCAGAGCGGACCUGCACAACGGAGAAAAUCUUCUGCAGCUUCUGCGCCUCUUGCCGGUGGAACUGCUGCGAAAGCUCAUUUUGUUCCCUUGGAGUCUAGGAAUACAGAAUUUGGAUAUGGUGUGGUGCAUCUUUACCGCGAUGUUCUCGAGACGCCGGGUCUUUACACUGCAGAUUUAAAGAAGAAAGGGAAGGAAGAUACUGGCGAGCUUAUAGAAGAAGAAGAUGAUGAUGCUCUCACUACCGUUGCCAUCCUUGCGGUCCCAUCGUAUAUGACUCCAUCUGAUUUUAUGGGGUUUGUUGGCGAGGAGACGAGAGAUACCGUGAGCCAUUUUAGAAUGAUAAGGACCGGAAAGGCAAAUCGUUAUAUGGUGCUCAUGAAAUUCAGGCACAAAGAGGACGCAAAAGUAUUUGUGACUGAAUUUAAUGGAAAAGUUUUUAAUAGCAUGGAGCCCGAAAACUGCCAUGUUGUCUUUAUAAAAUCAAUUCAGUUUCAAAAACCUUCUUCAAACAACCAAGCUUCCUCUGUCGCCUUUCCUGAAAUCUCAAACGACCCGUUUUUUCCUUCACAAGGUCCUAGACCGGCAAUUCCAGCUGUUGCCGCUUCCUCUUUGAUUUGUGGAAAUCUUGGUUGUGGCCGCUAUGAUGAUGCCCACGCCUUUGAACAUUACAAGGAGACAUCCCACUGCUACGCUAUGGACAUCGAGACCCAACGUGUAUGGGACUAUGUGGGCGACGGAUAUGUCCAUCGUCUCAUACAAAACAAAGCGGAUGGCAAACUAGUCGAGCUUCCUUCGGCACUUUCCGUUUCCCAAAAUCCAGACUCUCCUGGUAAUGGGGGCGACUAUGUUCCUAGAGAGAAAUUGGAUAAUAUCGGCAUGGAGUACACAUACCUUCUUACUAGUCAACUCGACAGUCAGCGCCUUUACUUUGAAGAAAAGGUUGCACAGGCGGCCGACAAAGCGUCUGAAGCCGCGCAUGCCGCUGAAAAGGCAGUUGCAGAAUCUAGAGAAUUCAUGAAAGAGCUAAAGGAGCUCAAGUUAAAACACAGCGAAGUGACCCAGGAGCUUCUUCCCCUGGCAGAGCGAGGAAAAGAGCGAGCCGAAAGAAAGGCCGAGAAAUUUGGAGAGAUGGCCAGAAGGAUGGAGAAGGAAUGGAAAGAAGAGAAGGGGGUGAAUAGUGGGUUAAUGGAGAAAAUUCAAUACUUGACGAAAGAGAGCGAGGAAAGAAAGAAGGAAAAUGAGGACCUAAAAGAGCAGAUCAGAGACUUGAUGUUUUUCUUGGAGACAAGAGAGAAAAUGGAGAAUCAAGGGGAGGAGAUCGUUGAAGGUACUGUUACCGUUGGUGAUGCGCCGCCGCCCCCACGAAAUAAAAAGAAAGGCAGGGGUAAAAGGUAA
Morchella sextelata is the source of this 1764-nucleotide messenger RNA. RefSeq lists its product as uncharacterized. The record is from RefSeq and is a predicted model, not a curated record. The coding region runs from base 1 to 1764 and encodes 587 amino acids. Gene Ontology annotation, cellular component: cytoplasm. Lineage: Eukaryota; Fungi; Ascomycota; Pezizomycetes; Pezizales; Morchellaceae. Gene Ontology annotation, biological process: protein ubiquitination; Ras protein signal transduction. The transcript has 3 exons. Gene Ontology annotation, molecular function: zinc ion binding; ubiquitin protein ligase activity.